GGGACGGUGCUCUGCAGCGCGGGUUCUAUUUAUACUUUGCAUCACUGUCCGAGCGCGCCACCAGCUCCUCGGACUCGAUUAGCAGGGUGACAGAUGUUGCAGAAAACAGCUAUUUAUAACCUAACCAAGGACAGUACAGCGUGGGCCAGGCGCGAAAAAAGACAAAAUUUCUCUUCACAACUAGGGCGCCACUCAGAGAUCUGCUGAAUGUAAGCUUUUCUUUCUGCAUAUACGAAGGCGCAUAUUGGCUUGAAAAUCGCGCCUGGCAUGCUGCGGGAAGAAUUUGGGAGACCGCCAGAAUUCGUAGGGCCAAGCCAACGACGGUUACCGUGACCGCGAGGGCCGCGCGAACGCGAGUCCCUUGCGUCUUUAACGCGAACGAGAUCGCGCAGCUGCGUGGGGAGCGGCUCUUUCAAGUGUGUCGACGGCACACCUCGGAGCUCAGCAGGUGUUCCGGUCGGACGUAUCGGUCGCGCUGAAUAGGCGCUCUGCCCAUAUCACUUUUCCUCGGAUCGUACGUUGCGCCGCCUAAACUACCACUGGUGCCCGUUGGAAAAAGCUGCGAGCGACCUCGGCGCUCAAAGAUGUGCGGCUGAGGGCCAGUGGCGGCAGCUUCUGCAAAGUAAUAGUGCCUAGUUAGGAAGAACACAUCAUUUGGUGCCCUGGAGCUGAGCGCUGGCGUCAGGCGGCGAGCGCCUGCGGAUGCAGCCUUAUGCGGGCCAAGAGCUUCCUUCUUUUGCUGGCCUGCAUCGUGGUGACCAGCACCCUCAUCUGCCUCUAUGGGGACCCAAAACCCGCCCUGGACGGGCUCGUCUCAGAGACCCACCGGCAGCUCAGCAACCUCAAGAACCUCAAGGUUGUUCCUGAGCAGCGUGAUCCCCAGGAGCUUGAGCGGUACCUGUUGCACCUGGGGCUGUCUCCGGCCACGCCUUCCGAGGGGGGCCCUUCCUCAGCUGCCCUCAUGGCGAAUGAGAGUGGUCCGCUACCACCUGUUGUAGGCACCGCCAUGGGUGUCGACCAGCUGGGGCGGCUACCGGGCUUCCUCGAGGCCUGCCAGGCGCACUUCCCUGACCGCUCUGUGGUCGUCUAUGCUCUGGACUUUGGCACUGCUGAGCUGCUCACCGCACAAAGCAUGUGUAACUCUAGUAACUGCACCUUGCGCACACUCAACUUUGACUUCUACCCACCGCAUGUGAGCAACCUCAAAAUUUAUGCCUACCGGCCAAUCAUAAUUCAGGAGCUGGUUCGCGAGUCUGGUGGCGUGCUGUGGGUGGAGCCGGACUACCAGCUGACGAGUGCACCCGACCCACGCCGGGUGGUGGGCCGGGCACUGCGUGAGGGGCUGGCUGCGCCCUGGGCCUCCCAGCCACAACCCACCUCGGCCCUCACCCACUUGGGCAUGUUUGAGUUCCUUAGGGCGCCUCGCGAGCACUUCUUCUUCCAGCGCAUGGUUGAUCCCUCCGUUCUCCUUCUGUUCGACUCACCGCAGGUGCGGGGUCGGCUGAUGCUGCCGUGGGUGAGGUGCGCCCUGGUGGCAGACUGCAUCACUCCAGUGGGGGCCCAGAGUACGGGCUGUCGCUUUGACAAGAAACCUCUCUACCGGUACUCGGGUUGCCAUAGGUAUGAUGUAUCGGCUCUAAACAUUAUCCUGGGCCUGCUCUACGAGAACAACCGGCAGCCGUACGUCUUUCAAGACGAGGACCAUUUCUUUCGGAGGAUCGUAGACGGCAGCGACAUGCCGCUGUCGGGUCAGCCCGAGGUCAACAGCACGGCCAAUCGCUCGACCACCCGAUGAUGGUGGCACACUCGUCCUUCAAGCGCUGGACAAUUUUGCGCGCACCUUGCUGCUGCUGCUGCUGCUGCCUCUGCUGCCAUGACAAAUUGCGGCACAGUCGGCAGUCCUCCUCCGCUUCUGUGCGCAAGUGCUGUUACCCGCCUUUUAGCCAGCACUGAGUUUGUCUUCUCGAGUCGUUUCUUCCAUAUUGCUGAGGCUCCCGAAAAUGCUUGCAGGCUAGAACAUUCGGAUCUUAAAUUCUAGGGAUGCACAUGGCAAUCGAUGCGGGUUGAGGCUAGCAUUGAGAAAAGAUAGUAUGUGGAGUGCAGUGGUUGCACCAUCCUUGGCCCCCCACAUUGAUUGUCAUUGGUCGAGAGCGGUGAUCUAACGGUGUUUCGCCAGUGAAAUUUCAUUAUUCUCUUUUGGCUUCCAUUGCCUGACUGUGUAGGAGCUGCUUGGUCACGUUGAGGCCACCUUGCAGCAAUUGUCCUGCGUCCUGCUUCUCCAUUUGCUGCCUGUCAUACUUUGUUUUGACAGGAGAUGUGUGACUGCGUGCCUAAGAUGCACGCUCAUUCAGUGGUGAGUGUGCUCUCCAUCAGCCCAGAGGAAACGAGCACAGGCCAGAUGCCAGAUGGCUGCACUGGCCAUAUUAGAAACUGGACAUUUUGAAAAUUUCGUGUCAGUCUCCCCGACGUCCAGCCUUCGCUAGUAUCAUUUUCACACACCUUGGGAGAAGUACGUGCUUUAGCUGUUUUAAAAAAAAUUCAAAUUGAGUUCAAAAUCUGUAAUCCAGGUGCUGCUUUUGCAUGGAUUUCUUUUGUUCAGCGAGGAAAUUUUGCGAACUGCAGUGUUUUUGGCGCUGGGUGCUCCGUGAGCCGAUCUGGUGAUGGACACAUUUGCCGCUGCCCAAAUCCUUUAUUUUUGUUGCAUGUAGUGGAGUCUUUUUGUUUUAUUUAACAGCUUAAGAACAACAUGGCUAGCACGGACAAUAUGCUGUUUAGUGUUGUAAGCUGUCUCGCGACUCUGAUGGAGCGUACUGUGUGUUGUUUUUGUUUCUGUUGAAGUUUGAACAUGCAGUUGUUAUUGUUUUUAAAAAAAAAGUCUUCUUGGCUUUCUAUCUGUGUGCCAAUGCUAAAGUUGCAUGUGGUGACUGCCACCAUUACCUUUAGCACCACCAGAUUGCAUGAGAGCUGAAUGCACGCUUCCAUUACAAGUGCUAAUUGGUGCACGGUGGUAAUGCUUUAACCGGGGAAAUGAAGGCUAUCAGAAGCUCUGAGAACCAGGCGUGACUUAGCCGUUACAAAGAACAAAACGCUACUGAGCACUUCCAUUUAAACUACCAUUUCAAAUGUUUGCAGCUAACUAGGUUCUUGCCAAUUACAGCCAGAUUGGUUGUACCUGGACGAGUCUUUCAGCAAAGCAGCUUCAUCCAUUGUUUUGGUGAAUGUGACAUCGUCAACAUCGAGGCAGCCAACAACGAUAUUUAGCGUGAUUUGUUGCAAGUGUGAAGGGUAAUCAACGGUGUGGUGGUUUGGAAUAGACGACUUAAGUUGGUCGUCGUUACGCACCCUUCUGCUGUUGUAGGCACAGUGUGCAUGUUCUCAUUUUGCGAGGAACAAAUCGCCAACUCUGGCCAGCUUGCAGGGGCAUCCCGAGAGCCUCGUAUGUCGACAUGUGUGGUCUCCUUUUUUGGUGGCAACGUAGCAGUUUGACGAUCAAAACGGGGUCAACAAACAGUUAGAGCUUUGUUCGAUAAUCUAGUAGGGAUAAGAAAAACCCUGGCUACUGGCAUUGCAGAAGCAGCGGAACUUUUUAUGUACAUUAGUCAGCCGUAUCGUCACUCUAGUUUACCGACAUAUGUAGGUUGUUUGCACAUGCAGUUCUUGUGUUUUUGAGCCAUACGUUAGUUUUAGCAACCUGCCGGAAUGCAGUGCCAGGCUAGUCAGUGCAACCUUGAUUGCACAAAAUUACCCAUCUUGCCUCCCCUUUCAGUGUUCUCUGCUGUCCCCCAUUUUCUUUCACGUCGUGUUCUUUUCUUAGAUGUGUUCAUUUUGUAUUUCGUGCAGUUGUUUUGCCCCACUGUACAAGACCCGGAUCCGCAUUCUGGAACGAUUUCCCGAUAAGAUACCGCUUUCAGUUUGCGUGGCCAAAUUGGCCAAUAAAAAAGAAAAUCAGGGGGGGGGGGGGCAUAGUGCUUCCUUCUCGCGUUAUUCUUCCAUUUGCUCCAUUUCCAUCUGAUUUCACAUGAUGGCCAACAACAAGCGUGGCAAUGUCGGGGUAUCCGUCAGGUAAACACGCAGGAAUUGCUUUUGGGAGUUGCAUCAGUUGAAACCGAAAAUAUAGCCAAGAGGUGAUCGUUCCAGAAUACCACCCCUGCACUAUCACUUGCUGCUGCAUGCUUCAGUGCAUGUGCACACAUAUUUCAUGCUGUCUGUUGAACAAACGGAUCACAUUUAGUUUCAUUUACGCAGAUGAUUACAAGAGUAUAUAGGCUACGUUGUGUUCAUUCAAGGUCCCCCCCACCCAAUAAACUUUUUUUUUCAUUGUUCUUUAGGGGCUGUGUGCAUGUUAUAGCAAUACCCUAUCUAUAUAUUUGUGCUGCUUCCAAAGCGAGUUUGGUCAGUGGUUAUAAAGUGUAUUAUGAUGUAUUUCCUUUUUUUUGAUACUGCAGAAGCAUGCAGUGUUCCCACAUUGCAUUCCAAUUCAUUUGUUUGAAUUGGCCCUAGCUUGCAAGUGAAAGUAGCAACUGCUUGCCUCCUGAGGAGCGGACCUUCGGAGCCAGUAUUGGUUAUAUAUGUCUGGUUCCUCCGUGCUAGCACUUGGGAUACUCGACAAACAUUUACUGUUUGAAUGUCUGCCGUCAUUUGAGGCAUGGGAAUUUUCAUUUAACCUUUAGGGCUGUCGCUUCCAGUAUGCGUCACUUUACUAAAUCGGCAGAUGAGGCUGCAGCAAAAGAAGUUAGUGAGUCGGCAUACUCGUUAAUUCACAUUAUUUUCAUAUCCCCAUGUUGUUGUUGUUAAAGGGACACUAAAGGGACACCCUGUUAAGCCAUGUUAGUGAGUUAUGCUCCUACAAUCGAAAAAUGGCCAUUCUUAUUAUGAACAGAGGCUUGCUAAUCCAGUAAAGAUGCAAAAACGAAAAGUACCAGUGACGCCGCAGCCUUGAAGUUCUCGUACCUAUUGAUUUUGACAGCAUCUACGUGGCCGCGUUGAAAUUAUUUUUAUAAAGGACCACAUGGCACUUUAAAUGAGCCAAAGACUCUAGCAAUUUUCAAGAACUUUCUAGCGCCUAAAAGGUGCAACCAAGAGAAAAUACUUUGAAAUCUGAGAUGUUGCACUGACUUACUGUGGCUGAAAUUUCGGUGCAAACUUCAUAAAGGGCACGCUGGACUUAAAUUUGCUCCCAUAAUAAUGAGCAAAUUUACACAAAGGUUUACCAGACAGUACUAAUUUAGUAUUGCUCUUUGAAGGGACACGUCGGAGAUUUUUUUUUAAUCAUGUCCAUGGAGUUAUUUCUCAAGACCUUGCCGUGCCUCCUGUCAUGUGUAAGAUAGUUCAAUCAGUAUUCAGAUCCAGAACUAAUUUCAGUUGAGCAGAAAAAAAAGAGGAAAGCGCCAAAUUGUCACAGGGCCGUGUAGCUGAGACUGCUGCUAACAAAGGAUGUUAGUGGAGACAUUAAAUCAGAUGCACACUGAGGCUCUUCCACACAAAGGCUCUUCCACCAAAGAAAGCUUUCUUUUUAUGCUAGCGACUUCCCUUCAUUUAACCUCGAUGGUACGUUGAAAAUAGGCUCAGAUUAUCUUGUGCUCAAAUAUAGGUACAUGCAAAAGGUGAUGGGUACCUCUAGGGAGUUUUCAAACAAUGUCGCAGGCAGGCCAAGUUACCUGGUUUCAGAAUAUGAAACGUGACCAAUUUCACAAUACGACCCAACCUUAGGUCCGCUGGUCAGCUGAACAUGAUGUUGAUUUCAUCUCGCUGUCAGAGUUUGCAAGCAGUUGCCGCUUGAGGAACACAUGGGUUGUCUGUUCUGGAGGUUUGCCCCUGGAAGAUGGGAGGAUGAAUCUUGUCAACCACUGGAACAUCCAUCCUGGGGGGCAUACAUUCCACUUUAGUCAGCAAUGCAAGCUGUGUCUGUGAUCUUGGUUAUAUCAUUUUUAUCUUCCACAUUUUUCCAUGUGUCCUGUCUGCUGAAUUCUUUUGUUUGUUUUAAUGGUAGUUCAAAGCAAUAUAUAACGUUUUGCACACACAUAGUUAAUUACCAGCCAUAAUACAGAAAGCUGAGCGUGGAAGUUGCACCAUAUAGCCUGUGCGAGCAAUUGCAGCUGUCCUGCACUUGCCGUAUUCACUUAAUGAAUUAAGCAAGGGCAAGUCUGUUUUUAUGACACAAUGUUCAAAGUCCUGAAGUAAACGAUUUUCGUCGGGGCCUAAAAUGGCCUGCAAUUUGCAAAGAGUCUCGCGAAUAAUUCACACUUGCGUCACUAUACACAUUCAGUCCUUGCCUUUAUUGCAAAAUUUAGGCGCACGCAAGCGUCUCUGAAGCUAAAUAUUGGGAUAAUAACGUUGAUCUUGCAAAUAAGAACUUGUUCAGUAAGUAAACAAAAGGAUAUUGCCAGUAAACUGUCCAAGCUGUAUUGAAUUCAGUUUCUCAAGUGUAACGGCAAUUAUUUUUUACAGAAAGGCUGUUUCGAUUGCCUGAAAUGAAAUAACACUUGAGCUUGUAACACUGCAUUACAGCGCAUUUGAUGUAGCUCAUGCUUGCAAGGUGGACGGGUAGUGCGUGCAACUAAGGCAAAAAAAAAAAAAGUUGCACCGCUCCACUUUUGUUGACAAGCUCGCUUUGCCAGCACGCCACCGAACGAUAGUUUCUAGUGCAUCAAGGGCUAUGCAUGCGAGUUUUGUGUACUGUGAUGCUUGGCUGGCAUGCACAUUUGCCGCAACAAAGUGUCUUGAAAAGUUACUCUCACUGACGUGUAGUGAGAUGUUGGCUCGGCUUGAAUAAGUGGCUGUGGUACUCUGCAGUUCUUUGACUGCGCCGGAUGCAGUAUGCACAAGACAAUGACGAGCUAGGCUUUUAUACUCACACAAACGUCUUUUUGGAUAGGAUGUGCGCGGCAGAGUUUUUUCUUUAAUAAAGAUUUUUUUAACUCAACA
Molecule: messenger RNA, 6924 nt
Organism: Dermacentor silvarum
Lineage: Eukaryota; Metazoa; Arthropoda; Arachnida; Ixodida; Ixodidae
Exons: 7
Coding region: 713-1795 (360 amino acids)
Source: RefSeq, a predicted model, not a curated record